Messenger RNA from Schizosaccharomyces octosporus yFS286, 1896 nucleotides. Its product is annotated as eIF3e subunit Int6. Gene Ontology annotation, biological process: translational initiation. NCBI's taxonomy places the organism in Eukaryota, Fungi, Ascomycota, Schizosaccharomycetes, Schizosaccharomycetales, Schizosaccharomycetaceae. The coding region runs from base 135 to 1634 and encodes 499 amino acids. The transcript is spliced from 3 exons. Gene Ontology annotation, molecular function: translation initiation factor activity. Gene Ontology annotation, cellular component: eukaryotic translation initiation factor 3 complex; cytoplasm; nucleus. The record is from RefSeq and is a predicted model, not a curated record.
GCUUUAAAAGUUAAAAAUUCAGUCUAACAUAUUACUACGUUUUUUGACGAAACUACCGGGAAGCCCUAGAAUGCUGGUGGCAUUCGAUCCUUCCUCCACCACCACACUACUGGUUUUUACUAGAAGUAGUAAAAAUGAGUUCUGAAGUUAAAAGCGCAAGCUCUCUUGCGGUCAAAUAUGACUUGUCGCAAAAAAUUAUGCAGCAUCUUGACCGCCAUUUAAUUUUUCCUUUGCUGGAGUUCUUGUCUUUGAGAAACACACACAAUCCUAAGGAAUUGUUGCAGGCUAAGUAUGACUUGCUUAAGGAUACCAAUAUGACAGACUAUGUUGCUAAUUUAUGGACGGAGCUCCAUGGUGGUCAAACAGAUGAAGCUUUGGCAAAUCAAUUUGCUGAGAAGAGAAAAAGUGUUUUGGAUGAACUCUCCGAGUUAGAAGAGGAAGUGCAGGGAAUUUUAGGUGUUUUGGAGAACCCUGAUUUGAUUGCAGCUCUCCGUCAAGACAAGGGCCAAAACUUACAACAUUUGCAAGAGCAUUAUAACAUUACUCCUGAAAGGAUCGCUGUCCUGUACAAGUUCGCCCAGUUUCAAUACAACUGUGGUAAUUAUGGUGGUGCUUCUGAUUUGUUGUACCAUUUCCGUGCAUUUAGCAAGGAUACUGAAUUGAAUGCUUCUGCCACUUGGGGCAAAUUUGCUUCUGAAAUUUUGACUGUUGAUUGGGAUGGUGCUAUGGAAGAGUUGGGUAAGCUUCGAGAAAUGGUUGAUUCCCGCAGUUUCAAGGAUGCAGCUGUUCAAUUGAAGGAUCGUACCUGGUUAUUACACUGGUCCUUAUUCCCCUUGUUCAACCAUGCCAAUGGCUGUGAUACUCUUUGUGAUUUAUUUUUUUAUACACCAUACCUGAAUACUAUUCAAACAUCAUGCCCUUGGUUGUUGAGAUAUCUGGCGGUGGCUGUUGUUACCAACCAGAAUAAUGCUAAUCAAAAGCCCCGUAAUCCCAGACAAUCUUAUCAACGCCGUAUGCGUGAUCUUAUUCGCAUCAUCAACCAAGAGAGCUAUGAGUAUAGUGACCCUAUCACUUCCUUUAUUUCUGCUUUAUACUCUGAAGUUGACUUUGAGAAGACACAACGUUGCUUGAGAGAGUGUGAAGAAGUUUUGAAGACAGACUUCUUCCUAGUUUCUCUCUGUGACCACUUUAUGGAAGCUGCUCGUAAGCUCUUAGCUGAAGCUUAUUGUCGUAUCCAUAGUGUCAUUAGUGUCGAUGAGUUGGCAAAUAAGCUGGAGAUGGACAGUGCGCAACUCAUUCAACUUGUAGAAAACCAAAACAAUGCUGCCGGUUCAACUGCCGCUGCCGCAACUAAUCAAGCUAACAAUGAAGAAUCAGAUACUGCCUCUUCAACCGCUGGCACUGGAGAUAUCAUUCCAGAGACCGAGACUACAACAGAAGCUGAAGAGCCUGAACCCGAACCUCAAUUCAGUUUCAAGGCAAAGAUGGACGGGGAAUCUAUCAUUAUUGAGCAUCCCAAGUAUUCUGCUUUCCAACAAAUUAUUGAUCGUACAAAGUCAUUGGGAUACGAAAGUCAAAAUUUGGAGCAAACUCUUUCUCGGAGCAUUGCUGAUCUCAAGCUUCCUUCAGCUUAAGGAAGAUAUGAAAAUACAGUAUUCUGUUGUACGGAAUAGGACGUUAAAGAUCUAAAGAAAACUUUUUUUUCAGGUUCGGUUGAUUGGUCCUGCCAGUAUAGUAUGUAGCUUGGUGUUGUAUAAAAAAGAAAAUAACGGAAUUAAUACAAUUUUUGUUAAAGUCACUACGAACAUGCGAUGGAACUCUUGUUAUAGAAAACGUAUGUUCCGAUUUUGUCUUGCAUCAUUCCGACCCAGAAUUUGGGUAGUAUUCUAUGUAAAU